ACGUCUCUGGUCACGUAGCAUGUAAAAAGGCCAAGAAGCGUUUCAUCUGACCAUUCACAUCCCCACCCGAAUUGAAUUGAGAUGGCCAGCACAGACUGGGACCUCAUUUCUUCAUACGCAGGUCUGCUGUGCUUAGCUUCCAUCUCUAUAUAUGCGGGAGCACACGGUUCCCUUCCGACACCUAAGAAGCCAAAAAGCAAAGGGAUUGAUAAAUCGGUAGUGCAAGAUGACGAAGAUGAUGAAGAUGAGGGCGUGACAGAUAGGCUUUCGUCUGGUGACGCGUGGCUUUUCCCAGUUGCGGGUUCAGCAGCGCUUUUCGGAAUGUACGCUGUAAUGAAGUACUUUGGAAAAGAAUGGAUAAAUUGGUUACUCGCGUGGUAUUUUUCUAUCGCUGGCGUGGGCAGUGUCUGGAAGAGUGCUGCCUCGCUUACGCGAUUCGCGGUCGGGCAAGAGCGGUGGAAGAAGUUUGAUCGAAAUAGAGUGUUGAUUCUGAAAGGUCCACGGGAAUUGGUUUCGGUGUCGUUACGCACCCCGACGAUUGCGUUGUUUCCACUCGCUUUGAUACCCUCUGUGCUAUUCAAUACCUUGGAAGCGGGUCACAAAUCUGCCCUCAUAACGGAUAUUCUUGCGCUCUCUUUUUCAUACAAUACGAUUUGUCUGCUGAAAAUAGACUCGUUCCAGACGGGAUGUAUCCUUCUUUCUGGAUUGUUCUUCUAUGAUAUAUACUGGGUGUUUGGUACGGACGUGAUGCUCACGGUAGCCACGUCUCUUGACGUGCCAAUCAAACUGCUGUGGCCCAAAUCGCUUGUUUUUGCCAGCGAGCGAGGACACACGUUACUCGGACUAGGGGACAUUGUCAUACCUGGUACAUUUGUUGCCUUGGCACUACGUUAUGACUUUGCACGUGCGGAUGGCAAAGUUACAUUUAAGAAGCCGUACUUUUACACGACCCUGGCAGCGUACAUUACUGGACUGGUGACUACGAUGACAGUUAUGCACGUGUUCGGCAAAGCCCAGCCUGCAUUACUUUAUUUGAGCCCCGCUUGCAUGUUGUCGUUGUUCGGGGUAGGGAUUGUUAGAGGGGAACUAGGUAAAGUUUGGAAGUGGAUUGAUGAUGAGAAGAGUGUGGAGAAGGAGGAGGAGAACAAGAGCAAGAACGAGAAACGGGAGCAAUGAUUGGAUGGAGUAUCGCCACUAGAUGCCUAUUUGAGUUUUAAUUGGUUUCUAAAAAUGAUAAAUGGAGUAUUGAUGGUGGCGCGGGCGGCGUGGUGGUCCUGAGACAGUGAUUCGCACGGGGAGUGGGAUGACGUGGUUCUAUAAGAUCUUCGAUUCAACCGGGCCGUAGUUAAUAUAUACAGGGCGGUGAUGACGGGGUGAGAUUCUAGAGGCACGAGGACACUCA
Molecule: messenger RNA, 1402 nt
Organism: Suillus bovinus
Lineage: Eukaryota; Fungi; Basidiomycota; Agaricomycetes; Boletales; Suillaceae
Product: signal peptide peptidase-domain-containing protein
Exons: 7
Coding region: 82-1176 (364 amino acids)
Biological process (GO): membrane protein proteolysis
Cellular component (GO): lumenal side of endoplasmic reticulum membrane; cytoplasmic side of endoplasmic reticulum membrane; membrane
Molecular function (GO): aspartic endopeptidase activity, intramembrane cleaving
Source: RefSeq, a predicted model, not a curated record